AUGGCGCUAUUCCUGAUCAGGGCAAGCGGCGGUUGGGAGUGGAUUCUGCUCCACGCUGAAACGAACAACAGAGGGAGGAGCGACGGCCAGAGCGAACAACAGCUUCUCUCCUCUCCGCUUCUUCGUGUCCCCCUUUUGUCUGCUGCUAUUGUGGGAGCACCCAUCAUUGACCUGAUCUUUCUGCUUCGUUUGUCGAGCUGCCUUUCUAUUCACUAUUCAAGAUGGCAACCUUCUUUCAGAGCGUGCUUUGGACGAGGGGGGAACAACAAGAACUCCAAUAACCAACCCAAAAUGAAUACUGGAGGCCAGGGUCAACAAGUGGCACAACCGCAACAGGCUGUGCCUGGUGCACAGGGUCUCAAUAACUCGCCUUCGAUUGCAUCGAACAUGUCUGCCGAUAUCGUAUCCAAUAACGAAGAUGCUCCCAAGUAUUUCUUCCAGGAGAAAUACGCUCCAUUGAAUGUGAAGGGCAAUUUUUUGACGCUUUGUGCUUGUCCUAAGAAUGUUGAACUUGGAGAAUGGCUUGCUCAUCAAAUCGUUGAGCAAUAUCGUCUGCUACAUGGCAUGCUGCAAGUCAUCCAGGAAGUCAACACCGUGAAUGGGUACCCAAUCUGCAAUGAAAGCACAUGCCCAACCAUGUCCGCCGGCCGAUUGACCUACACUUGGCUUGUGGACGGCCGAGCAGCAAAAAUCUCCGCACCAAAGUUCAUCAACCGAGUCGAGAAAUGGAUCGUGAGUAAAAUCCACGAUCCCGUCAUGUUCCCCACAGAUCCCGUCCAAGGAGCCCCUCAUACCUUCGCUUCCGGGGAUGUCUCAACCCCCCCUGCAACUACCCCGAUUGCGGCAGGUCCCACGAACUUGAAUGCGUCCUUGACUACCCUUGCUGGUCAGGAUUGGAUCGGCAAAUCUAGUGGAUUUCCUCCUACCUUUUACAAGGAUUGUCAAGGAAUCAUGAAGCAGAUGUUCCGUUGCUAUGCUCACCUUUACCAUGGACACUGGCUCGACCCCUUUUGGCAUAUCAACCGUCAUGAAAUGCUGAACAUGUGUUUUGUGCACUUCGUCACUGUCGCCAAAUACUACAAGCUUGUGGCCGAUAAGGAAAUGGAGCCAAUGCAACCUCUUAUUGAUCUCUAUAUGAAGCAGGAGAAGAUCCCUCCAGAGGCUAUCGCAGGUCAUUGGGCAUCUCAAGAAGCCGCUGCUGCUGGUUCGUCGACACCCGCAGCCAAUGUCCCUUCUACUUAG
Messenger RNA from Talaromyces stipitatus ATCC 10500, 1242 nucleotides. RefSeq names its product protein kinase activator (Mob2), putative. The transcript is spliced from 4 exons. Gene Ontology annotation, biological process: cell division; signal transduction; positive regulation of protein phosphorylation. The coding region runs from base 1 to 1242 and encodes 413 amino acids. The record is from RefSeq and is a predicted model, not a curated record. Gene Ontology annotation, molecular function: protein kinase activator activity. Lineage: Eukaryota; Fungi; Ascomycota; Eurotiomycetes; Eurotiales; Trichocomaceae. Gene Ontology annotation, cellular component: cytoplasm; nucleus.